This is a messenger RNA of Chlorocebus sabaeus (green monkey), 1657 nucleotides long. RefSeq names its product CD74 molecule (gene CD74). NCBI's taxonomy places the organism in Eukaryota, Metazoa, Chordata, Mammalia, Primates, Cercopithecidae. The record is from RefSeq and is a predicted model, not a curated record. Gene Ontology annotation, biological process: positive regulation of cytokine-mediated signaling pathway; negative regulation of intrinsic apoptotic signaling pathway in response to DNA damage by p53 class mediator; positive regulation of kinase activity. Gene Ontology annotation, cellular component: cytoplasm; cell surface; membrane. Gene Ontology annotation, molecular function: macrophage migration inhibitory factor binding; MHC class II protein binding; cytokine receptor activity.
UGGGGAGCCCCCCCGCCCCAUAUCCUGCCCCUCAAAAGGCAGCUUCACCAAAAUGGGGUAUUUCCAGCCUUUGUAGCUUUCACUUCCACAUCUACCAAGUGGGCGGAGUGGCCUCCUGUGGACGAAUCAGAUUCCUCUCCAGCACCAACUUUAAGAGGUGAGCCAGGGGUUCAGGGUCCCAGAUGUACAGGAGCAGCAGGAGGAGCUGUCAGGAAGAUCAGAAGCCAGUCAUGGAUGACCAGCGCGACCUGAUCUCCAACAAUGAGCAACUGCCCAUGCUGGGCCGGCGCCCUGGAACCCCGGAGAGCAAGUGCAGCCGUGGAGCCCUGUACACAGGCUUUUCCAUCCUGGUGACUCUGCUUCUGGCUGGCCAGGCCACCACCGCCUACUUCCUGUACCAGCAGCAGGGCCGGCUGGACAAACUGACAGUCACCACCCAGAACCUGCAGCUGGAGAACCUGCGCAUGAAGCUUCCCAAGCCUCCCAAGCCUGUGAGCAAGAUGCGCAUGGCAACCCCGCUGCUGAUGCAGGCGCUACCCAUGGGAGCCCAGGGGCCCAUGCAGAAUGCCACCAAGUAUGGCAACAUGACGGAGGACCAUGUGAUGCACCUGCUCCAGAAUGCUGACCCCCUGAAGGUGUACCCGCCGCUGAAGGGGAGCUUCCCGGAGAACCUGAGACACCUUAAGAGCACCAUGGAGACCUUGGACUGGAAGGUCUUUGAGAGCUGGAUGCACCAUUGGCUCUUGUUUGAAAUGAGCAAGCACUCCUUGGAGCAAAAGCCCACUGAGGCUCCACCAAAAGUACUGACCAAGUGCCAGGAAGAGGUCAGCCGCAUCCCUGCUGUCCACCCGGGUACAUUCAGGCCCAAGUGCGACGAGAACGGCAACUAUCUGCCGCUCCAGUGCUAUGGGAGCACCGGCUAUUGCUGGUGUGUCUUCCCCAACGGCACGGAGGUCCCCAACACCAGAAGCCGCGGGCACCAGAACUGUAGUGAGUCACUGGAACUGGAGGACCCGUCUUCCGGGCUGGGUGUGACCAAGCAGGAUCUGGGCCCAGUCCCCAUGUGAAGCAGCAGAGGCGGUCUUCAACAUCCUGCCAGCCCCGCACAGCUACAGCUUUCUUGCUCCCUUCGGCCCCCAGCCCCUCCCCCAUCUCCCACCCUGUACCUCAUCCCAUGAGACCCUGGUGCCUGGUUCUUCAUCACCCUUGGAAACGAAAAACCAAGUCGGAACAGCAGAUAACAAUGCAGCAAGGCCCUGCUGCGCAACUCCAUCUGUCAACAGGGGCAUGAGGUCCCAGGAGGUGGCCAAAAGCUAGACGGAACCCCAUUCCUGACAUCACGGCAGCCUCCAACACAAGGCUCUGAUAUCUGGGCUCAUGGACAAGGUGGGAAGGCACAGGAAGAAGGGAUAACCCUACCCCCAGGCUGGACAGGCUGACUGUCCUUUCCCCUCUGGCCUUUGGCCUCGGCUUUUCUAGCCUAUUUACCCGCAGGCUGAGCCACUCUUUUCCCUUUCCCCAGCAUCACUCCCCAAGGAAGAGCCAAGAUUUUCCACCCAUAAUCCUUUCUGCUGACCCCUAGUUCUCUCUGCUCAGCCAAGCUUUUAUGAGCUCUCAGGGCCAUGGUUCAUGUUAGAAUAAAAGGUAGUAAGUAGAA